UCGCUGCGAUCCAAACGCGCGACGCGACUUAUUCAGCACCACCGCCGCCUUUCAUUUUUUCCUUCGCAUCUUGAGAGAGAGAGAGAGAGAGAGCGGAGGAGGAGAGCAAGGAGAUGGGCGGCUUCGACCAGCAGGUGAAGGAGCGGACCAAGGAGCUGAAGCACCUCAAGACCGCGGCGAUGAAGGGCAUCAAGGCGGCCGGCGAGUCGUGCAAGAAGGCGUGGAGCAAGGUCAGGAGCAGCAUCAAGCGCUAAAAGGCCCUAGGCGUUGUUGCUCUGCUGCUGCGUGGUUUUCUGAGUUGUGGACUGUGGUAGAUUUGCGCUUGUGGUUUCUGUUUGUUGGAUCUACUUAUUUAUUUUGGAUAUACAUCAUGUGUGAAGAUC
Messenger RNA from Zea mays, 383 nucleotides. RefSeq names its product plastocyanin. The transcript has a single exon. The record is from RefSeq and is marked validated. NCBI's taxonomy places the organism in Eukaryota, Viridiplantae, Streptophyta, Magnoliopsida, Poales, Poaceae. Bases 114 to 254 code for a protein of 46 amino acids.